GCCCGGGCGAGAUUUAAUCCCGGCCCAACUGCAACCGCCCGUUCGGUUACGCCCGACGCGGAACUCAACCCGGCCCAAACCCGCUCCACCCCGUCCAUUCCACGCUGGAUUGAAUCAUCCUGUCCCAACUCGUGGUAGAAAUCCAUCCCGAGCGACGCAGCGGCGGCGCGACCUGGAGGCGGCGACCUGGAGGCGAAGUCGACCCACCGCAUCUCAAGCGCCCUGCACCGCAUCUCCAGCGCCCUCCCCCACGACGGAAGCCUCCUGCCGUUUUGCAACGGAUAUGAUGAUAAGGGAUCGCAUUAGAAAGAGGAGGGAUGAGGAAGAUGAUGAUAUGAUGAUGUUCAUUUUGCCUGCACUAUAUACGUUGGGUUCUAGUGGAGGGAGACAAAAGGAGAAACGUCAUACAUCAGUGCUAACGGGAGAGGAAAAAGUUCGGGAGCUACUUGAAGGGCACGUGAAGAAUUGUAGGGUAGCUUUCAGAAUGGAACCCCAAAUCUUCAGAUCAUUGGCCAACUACCUUAGAAGGGAACGGUUGGUUAGCGAUACCAGAAUUAAAGUAGAGGAGAAACUGGCCUUUUUUAUGUAUAUGCUCAGUCAUAAUGCUUCAUUUGAGGCUCUCCAACUACAGUUUGGACAUAGCAAUGACACCUAUCAUCACAUCAUGAAGCAUUUUUUCAAUGUAGUUGUCCCUAUUCUCAGCAACAGAUUUUUGAAGCUUCCCAAUCCUAAUGAAGUACCUUAUAAAAUUCAAAGUGAUUCCAGGUUCUAUCCUUACUUCAAGAAUUGCAUCGGUGCCAUAGAUGGCACCCACAUACCUAUUUCCGUAUCUCCUGAUGAAGCUGCUCCAUUUAGAAAUAGGAAAGGAACACUUAGUCAAAAUGUGAUGAUGGCUGGCGAUUUUGAUCUGAAUUUCACUUUCGUAUCUGCUGGAUGGGAGGGAUCGGCCACUGAUGCUAGGGUCCUUAGAUCAGCAAGGAACAGUGGUUUCCAUGUACCUGCGGGGAAGUUCUAUCUAGUGGACGGUGGGUACGCAAACACAUCUUCAUUCCUUGCACCUUAUCGUGGGGUACGCUACCAUCUUAAGGAGUUCGGUGCAGGUCGCCGAAGACCUCGGAAUUAUAAAGAGCUAUUUAACCACAGGCAUGCAGUACUUAGAAAUGCUAUUGAAAGGGCUUUUGGGGUUUUAAAGAAACGGUUUCCCAUCCUCAAGGUUGCAACAUCUCAUAAAAUUUGGAACCAAGUGAAGAUACCCAUGGCUGCAGCCCUAUUGCACAACAUUAUCAAAGCACUCAAUGGAGAUGAGCAAUGGUUGGAUGAUCCACAAGAUAAUAUCCCUCCAGAAAACUUUGUUGAUCUACCUGAUGGUGAUGAAGGCUAUGAGCAUGAGGGCAAUGAGCAUGCUGACAACCAAGGAAACAAUCUCAGAGAUGCAAUAGCACGCCAGAUGUGGAAUGACUACCAAAGGCAUAGAAAUUAGUGUGUACUGGUUGCUGCAUUUGGAGAGUUCUGUAAUGAUUAUGCAUUAGAAAUUCUAUAAAGAAUUCUGUAAUGUUUAUGCAUUAGAAAUUCUGUAAUGAAUUAUGUAAUGUUUAUGCAUUAGAAAUUCUGUAA
Lolium perenne is the source of this 1614-nucleotide messenger RNA. RefSeq names its product protein ALP1-like. NCBI's taxonomy places the organism in Eukaryota, Viridiplantae, Streptophyta, Magnoliopsida, Poales, Poaceae. The record is from RefSeq and is a predicted model, not a curated record.